This is a messenger RNA of Symbiodinium pilosum, 1578 nucleotides long. The record is from the annotation of a GenBank genome assembly. Lineage: Eukaryota; Dinophyceae; Suessiales; Symbiodiniaceae.
ACUCUGGGUGGUUCCUGGGGUCUGUCGCAAGCCGAGACCAAGUAUGACACCUUUGAGAAAGCCUUGUACAGCACGCAGCAGAAGGCUGAUGAAUCAAACGAUUCAUAUCUUGCCCGUCAUGACGUGCAUUUUGAGGAACUCAAGGCGCAGCAGACAACGUUUGAAGAGAUCAGAGCGUACGUCCUGUUACGGCAGUCUGGGCUGUCAGCAGAGGAUCGCAAAAAGAUCGUCAUCGAGUGUGGAGGUACACUCGACUACACCAGAAUCUGCCAGGCAGUUCGGCUCCUUGGAUCCCGAGUCUUUGGGGAUCUGCAAGGUCCAAAGUCAGGUCAUAGAUCCAAGGUCUACGAUGCCAAUCAUGUCGAUGACCAUGAGGAGAUCGAAAAGGAACCGAACAUGGCAGCAAUGAUGGCCUCUUCUUAUGAAGAGCCCGAGCCAGAGCUGGACAAUGACUUCAUUGAGGCCAUGGUGGCCGUCUCAGACGCUGAUGCUCUCCAGGUUCAAGGCUUCGAAGAUGAGCUAGAGAAUUUCUUUCAGGAAACUCCAGAGCUUCAGGAAGCACUUGUGAGCUACCUGGAGGCCCGUUCAAGGCUCUUGGCCAAGAAGAGGAACCGUGGUUUUUGGCCGUCUACAAGCUCAAGCUCCUCAUUCGGCAAGGGUGGCAAGGGUCGCUUCCCUAAAGGCAAAGGCAAGGGACGUGGCUCCAAGGAUGGCCGCGAACAACUUCUUGCGCGUAUCGCAAGGAGUACCUGCAAGGCCUGCGGAGAGCGUGGUCAUUGGAAGGCCGAAUGUCCGAAAUUCGGUAAGCCAGGGUCCAUGAGUCAUAGUGGCAACGCGAAGGGCGAGGCCACGACCACCGUAGCCGAGGAGAUUGAUCAGGAGAUCCUGGCCACCAAGGCCGAGGCAGCGAACGAAGAGGUGCUGGAAAUGCUUCCCGCGGAAUCCCUUAGUCUCGCCGAGGCCUGCUUUGCCCAUGCAACGGAAGCUCGGGAGAAGGUGCGCGUGACUCAGAGCAAGGCUCCGACUCUGGGCCAAAGGUUUGCUCGUUUGCAGACCGUGCCCGAGGGCUUCACUUUCGAGGAGCUCCAGCACCUGAGCACGUCCGAGCUGGGGAAAUUCAAGGUGGACUUUGGCAAGCACGCGGGUAUCACUUUCGAAGAGGCCGUGAACACCGAGCCUGGCUGGACCAAGUGGAUGAUCGAUCACAUGUCAACCUCCAACAAGCUGUCCCACAAAAGCUUUCUCCUGUACGUCGACCGUUUCGUCCAGGAGGGCGAGGCCAUGGAAAAAUACCUUCUGGAGUCCCAGCCAGAGACUCCCGAGGCUCAGAUGAUCAAGAAGAAGCUGGACCCUGCCAAGGACCUCUUGAAGCCCCCAGCCUCCGAGAACGGUCCCGUGCCCAACAUGUCAUCAGGAACCAGUUCCGGCGCGACAGCCACCGGUUCCAACGUCAACGAUGGCACUGUGAUCAAUGCCCGCGUGGACGAGCUCUCAAGCCGCAUGUCGAACAUCGAGGUGGUGCUCAAUCAGAUUGUGCAAGCCAUGCAAGAGUUGAAUCUCCAAGCCGGGCAGCAGUAG